AUUCAAGUAAUACCUCGCAAAUUGACCACAUUCAAAAAACAAUGAAAGAACAGUAUGUGAACUUAGAAAUUGUGACUGAUGGCAUGUUCCCUAUACACCAAGCAGUUUGCAAUAACGACGAAUUUUUACUAAAGCAGCACAUUUUCCUUUGGACUAAGUUCAAGCAAGUCGAUUUGAAUUCGUUGUACACAGAUGAAGACGAGGAUUUACUGCAGUUGGCGAUAAUCCAUAAUAGCUUUCCUGAAAUUGUGCAAAUCCUUUUAGACAAUAACUUGGAUGUGCAAGAUUUGAGGGAUAAUUCUAAUACAGUUAUACAUUUAGCAAUUAUAAACCAAAUAAACAUACAAUCUUUUAUAUUACUUAUGGAAAAGAUUGAUUUGCAGCUUUUAAGUAAAUUAAACGACGACGGUCUCUCACCGUUGCAUCUUUCACUUAGGUCAAACCAAUUUUCAUAUGCUGAAGUAAUGCUUAACACAGUCGAUAAACGUCUUAUGGGUUGCGUUAAGUACUGUAGAAUUAGCGAUUCUAAAGAAGUGGAUCCGAUUGAUUACUAUAUCAGUAUGUGUGAGCAAAUUGAUGAAAAAUACAUUCAAGAAAGCUUGAAACAUUCAGCAAAAACUAAAUUGCUAAAUGUUAGAGAAAUGAUGACUGGUAAUACUGCAUUAUUUCAUGCUGUCGGAAAAAAUACAGAGAAUUUCAUAUAUUUUCUGUUAGCUCAUGGUUCUAACCCUAGCGUGCAAAAUUACAGUGGACAAGAUCCCAGAUCAUUUUUGGGAGAUCACGGAAAACUUUUAAGUAUAAGUUUAAAGGUGGACCGUACAAUGGAGAAAUUAUCAAAAGUAAUAAGAAAAUACGACAAAUAAAACUAUUCCUUCAAAUAUGCUAUUAAAUGUAAACAAAAUAGUUCAAUAUGGCUUGACAAUUUUGAGAUAUUAGUUUGCGGAGCAACCUUUUAGUACCUGUUUUUAUAACAAACAAAAUCUGUUAUUAAAUCUCCAUUAAUUCCGAUGACAUAAUUUAACGCCGAA
Messenger RNA from Teleopsis dalmanni, 1028 nucleotides. RefSeq lists its product as uncharacterized. Bases 42 to 863 code for a protein of 273 amino acids. Gene Ontology annotation, molecular function: protein binding. The transcript is spliced from 4 exons. Lineage: Eukaryota; Metazoa; Arthropoda; Insecta; Diptera; Diopsidae. The record is from RefSeq and is a predicted model, not a curated record.